Messenger RNA from Cyclopterus lumpus (lumpfish), 1818 nucleotides. RefSeq lists its product as uncharacterized. The record is from RefSeq and is a predicted model, not a curated record. NCBI's taxonomy places the organism in Eukaryota, Metazoa, Chordata, Actinopteri, Perciformes, Cyclopteridae. The coding region runs from base 146 to 1261 and encodes 371 amino acids. The transcript is spliced from 6 exons.
AGAACAACUUCCGCUCCUUUUCCCCCGCGCGCAUCUUCAAGUGAUCCUCGAGCGCAACAACAAAUCGAACGUCCAAGUCCGCGAGCUCAUUAAGUCACGAGCCCGUUAUGUUUACAAGUAAGCGCCUCGCUGUUUUGUGAACAACAUGUCAAAUCACGUAAACUGUGAAACACCUGAGAAACAGUCGGCGGCUGACUGCGAGUACGAUGCGGACAACUUGGAGUCAUUCAUUCAGUCAUCGUUUAUAAGAGUUGAAUAUUACAGGUCCUUUGAGUAUAGUGUGAAGUGGAAAUUAGCAAUGUAUCCCAGACGCUCCUCCAGACCACCAAAGGCUUCCAAGAGGAGUCCCCAGAGAAGCCCCAGUCCGAGUGAAGACGUUAUCCAGCGCAGGUGGAGGGGUAAGAGACGAAGGACGGGACUGAGGGAGACCGAAGCAGACGACUGCGACAUCAUCGACAUCAUCGACAUCAUCAACGGCACGCCUGUCGCCGAGGAGGAGGAAGUAAAGUUUGUAGAGGUGACGGAUGAUGGUGUCGAUAAUUCAGACGACUGUGGCUCUGUCUCCAGCAUAGCCUCUGGUCCUUCCUUCCUCCAUAACAAUGUCUCUACCAAGAAACUGAGGCCUUCACAGGGCUUGUGCUCAGCCUGUAAGACUCUCUACCAGAAGACAAGAAAGAUGAAGGCACCGAUGAAAAAUAAGCUCUUAGACAAUGAUCCCAAGUCCCUGACAUGUGACCAGUGGGUCCUGAUCAAGAGCUGGAGACCAAGGAGGCUGCCUAAUGCAAGAGGGAAGCUUUUGAUCUGCCUACAGCUGGUCCAGAAAAGACUUGCGGCCAAGAACGGUGCAAAGCGACCUGCGCAGUGUGUGGGAGAAUCAUCAGCCUGCUUCAGGCCGCACGCAUUCCUUCAGAGGAACCUUAGGUGGUGUGUCAGAGUGCCAGUGAAAAAGGAGAGGAAGAAGAACAGGAGGAAGUGGAUAAGAGGAGGUUCUCAGGGUCGCCAGCAGCAGCGUCUCCACAGCAACAAUCCUGGCCAACGCAUCAGUGUGAGCUUGACCAGCCCUUCUGGGUUUGAGGCUCACGGUGAUCAAGCAGACAGAAAUCUGACUUUAAAGUUGAUUCCCUCCACGGUCGCCGUGGAAACCACCAAGCCAAUAGAGGUCCCACCCAAGAAGAAAGCGCCAAAGAAGACGGGUGGAUUAAGAGACUUGCUUGCCCAGUUGCGUGGCAACAGCAGCAUGAUCGUCAGAGAAACACGCUAGCGCUGUGACUCUUUUGUUCAGCCUAUAAUUCUGUUCUGAAUAUUAGUCUGGAAGUUUACCUGGAGGCACACACUCGUGUUUAUUGACAAAGUUCUGCUGCAGUUUCACGUACGUGCACGUAAUUUCAAACUGGCAUUUAUUUAAAGUUUCAUUCAACAGGAUGAUUCUGAAUAAAUUAUUAGUUUUUUUUAACAUUGAUGCUGUUUUUAGCGUAUCGCUAAAUAGAACUACAUGAAUACUAAUGAGUAAGAUUAGAAAAGCUGUGUCCAAAUUACAUUCGACAUACUAAUACUUUGAUGGUGUGGUGGCUUCACACCAGAGAAGUGACAACAAAAAUGUUAUGUGCUGUUGUCCCACAAUGCUUGAUUUCCAACAGUUUACAGUUGCAUAUUUUCCUCUUUGUAAGGAAUAUCACAUUUUGUAUUUUGUAUAAUAACUGCAAAAACUAUAAAGAUCAAUUGUGUAUAUGGAAUAGGACGCAGUGUGUGCCCGCUCUGUCUGAAUGAACACCACUGUGUACACUGAAUAUUAAAUUAAUAAAUAUUUCCUGGUGGCAA